Messenger RNA from Exophiala xenobiotica, 813 nucleotides. RefSeq lists its product as uncharacterized. The transcript is spliced from 2 exons. Lineage: Eukaryota; Fungi; Ascomycota; Eurotiomycetes; Chaetothyriales; Herpotrichiellaceae. The coding region runs from base 1 to 813 and encodes 270 amino acids. The record is from RefSeq and is a predicted model, not a curated record. Gene Ontology annotation, molecular function: DNA-binding transcription factor activity; protein dimerization activity. Gene Ontology annotation, cellular component: nucleus.
AUGGAAGCUCCGGAUCCUAAGAUGAACCCUAACAACAAGCGCAAGAGAGGCCCAGGUGACCAGGGAGGCGGUCGCGAAGCCAAGGCGCAAACUACGAACGGAGAACACCAGGACUAUGCCGCACUCCUCCAAGGUCUCGAAGGUGUCUCGGGUACAGACGACAGCACGCGAACCGCGCAAGCUGCUCUCGCUGCGCCUAUGAGCCAAUCUGCAUAUCCUGAGCCACCAUCCUUUGAUGGAGCUGCCGCGUUGUCGUCAGCCUUUGACGAGAACAGUCCUCCCGCCAUGGCUGGAAUGGGCAACAACAUGGGCGCCAGCAUGGACAACAUGGGAAAUAAUAUGGGGAACAACAUGGGUGGCAUGGCGCAAUCUCCUAUGGAUGCUCGUGGCAAUCAGAACAACAAACCACCUGUGGGCAGUUCGGAAUGGCACCAACUUCGCAAGGACAACCACAAAGAAGUCGAACGUCGUCGCCGCGAGGUCAUCAACGAGGGCAUUGAGAACAUUGCCAAGAUUGUCCCAUGCUCUGAGAAGAACAAGGGAGCUAUACUCCAACGUACUCACCAGUAUAUCUUGGAGAUGCAAACCGAGAAGGCUCAGUUCCAGACCGAGCGUGCCACCUUCGAGAUUGCCUUGAGAGAAUUGACGAACCGUCUUGACCGCAUGAAGGAGAGUGCUCGUACUGCUUGGGCCGAAUCCAACAAAUGGCAACAACGCUGUCGUGACGCUGGUCUGCACUUUGACGACUUCGACGAGGGCACUCUCACCGGUCUUGAGGAAGAGGACGCCAAUGCUGCCGACGUGGUUUCUUAG